AUGCCUGCCACCCUGCCGCUCGAACUCGCCCUCCUUGUGGUCGAUUUCGCCCUUGUUCGCGGCAAAGACGAGAAGAAGCUCGAGCAACGCCGACGCUUGAGGCCAUUGAGCUACGUCUGCAAGGCCUUCCACAAAGCGGUCAGACCGACUCUGAACACUCGCCCCAUCUUCUUCAAGGGCAGGCAGCGCUCCUCGAUCAACAAGCUUGAAGAAGUCGCCCGCGCAGGCACUUUCGCCGACGUCUCCGUCGUCUGCGGCAUUCCGGACGACCCGUUUGACGUUGUUCGAGCGAACGGCCAAGCCAUCAAGACGCUCGUCCACAAGGGAAGGCUCGGGCGAGCUGCACGCCUGUCGACUAUACCGCGCGCCCUCGAGGAAUUGAAACUCCUCUUCCUCGUCUGCAUCAAGCCUUCUCCUCGUCAAAACACCGAUUCUCUCGCCAUCAAUCAGCUCAGCCUCCUCUCUCCGCUCCCUGCCCGAGUCAUUCUCGACUUCCUGCGCCCCGCCUUGACGCCAAACCUGCGCAGCCUCGCGCUGCUCGACGCCCAUCGCUUCGAGGAGAAUGCGGCCACCCUCCUCCUCGCAGCCGCCGCAAGUUUUUCACGACUCGACUUUGUCCAACUGCACUACGAACGUCCUUCCGACACCAGUCUCUCCGCACUCGGCCAGGUCGUUCCGACACUGGGCUGCGGACCUUACUGCGACACGGAGUACAUCCAGCUCACCGGCGUCGAUGCGCUAUGUGCCGAAGGAGCGAAGAUGCGCGUGAGGCAAACCAGGGCCAGUGACUAUGUCGAAGACCUUGUCGCGGCCAUCGAGAAGGGCGCAGGGCGGAAGGCGCUCUUUCUUCCUUACGGCACGGGCUGCUACAUGAAGACCCAACGCCGUCUCGAAGCCGCUAUCAAAAAGUAUCGGAUCAAGCACGUCGGCUACUAUUCAGAUCGCAAGGACGACCUCUUCGACAGCUCGACAUCGGAACCCUUCCGCCGCUACCUCGCGAAGGAAAGGCUCGAAGGACGCAUGUGA
This is a messenger RNA of Rhodotorula toruloides NP11, 1026 nucleotides long. RefSeq lists its product as uncharacterized. The record is from RefSeq and is a predicted model, not a curated record. The transcript is spliced from 2 exons. Bases 1 to 1026 code for a protein of 341 amino acids. Lineage: Eukaryota; Fungi; Basidiomycota; Microbotryomycetes; Sporidiobolales; Sporidiobolaceae.